UUUACAUGUCUACCGUUUGUAAUGUUCUGAAUUUGUUUUUACAGAUAUCACAGAAUAUGUUGAGCUAAGAGAACCAGACGAAUCACCACCUGGCAGGUUUACAUAUUUUCUUCACUUGGAAUAGUUCAUCAGUUAAAAAGCCAUAAAAUUACAGACACAAGAAGAAAAGAUAAGAGAAACAAGAAAUCAGAGUGAACGACAACUCGGUCAAGUAGAACCGACGGCGACGCGGCGACUGACUUUGAAGAUUUAGAAUUGAGUAUUAACAAGCAUCAAAGUCACUGUUGAAAGUCUCCCAGGAUGUGCUGUUUGACUAUGUAAAGCUAAAGAAGAGGAAGAAAUCACGGUUUUAACAGGUCUCCCAGGAUGUGCUGUUGAAGUAUGUAAAGCUUAAGAAGAGGAAGAAAUCACCAUUUUGACAGGUCUCCCAGGAUGUGCUGUUGAAGUAUGUAAAGCUAAAGAAGAGGAAGAAAUCACCAUUUUGACAGACAGGUUUAAUUGAGAACACUUGGAGGCUGCAGUGAAUGAAGACAAAGCAUUGAGAAGCAAGUGUCAAGAGAGAUCUCCCUGACUGAAAUCAACACAGAAUUAUAAAGUCACAGGAAAAAGAAGUCUGGUGUCAGUCAUGUAUACAGCAGUAUUACAGAAAUCUGUCAGAGUGAGAGGUGUUAGUCAGUGUAAACACAUUACCCUCGUGACAUCAGACCGGGUCUGGAUCAGUGAUUAUAAUGGCAAUUUAAUCUUAACAAACACGAGAGGUGACAUUCUAGAUAGUGUGACGGAUUUACUUAGACAUGGUUCUGGAGUACAUACUGUGACUCAAAAUGGUGAUGUGAUUUAUAUAGACAGACAUAGUAACAUCAUAAAACGAUCUAAAGAUAAAGUAAAGACCAGAGUGAUACCAUACACAUCACCAUGGGUACCAUACUGUGUCUACAGCUCCCCCUCCACUGGAGACCUGCUGGUCGGGAUGUAUAGAUAUACUGAUACAGAUACAGGCCAGGUUAACCGUUACAAUAACACAGGAGAACACAUACAGACCAUACAGCACGACUACACAGGUCAGGGACUGUAUAGUAAUCCUCUAUACAUCACAGAGAACCGCAAUGGAGAUGUUAUUGUGUCUGACUUUCGUUAUAUUGGUGUUGGUGCUGUAGUGGUGACAGACAGAAGAGGGAGACAUCGCUUCUCCUACACACGUACUCCAUCAGGAUCAAGACUACGACCAUGGGGAAUCUGUACUGACGCGCUGUCACACAUCCUGCUGUGUGAUGGUAACACCAACACAGUACAUAUCAUUGAUAAAGAUGGUAACUACCUGACACAGUUAGAUACAGUACAACACAGGAUAGACUGGCCAUCCUGCCUGAGUUAUGAUGACAUCACCCGGUCUGUCUGGGUAGGAUCAUACCGCCACAACACCGUGAAGAUCUACAGACUUAUCUAUGGAGGGGAUAAUCUGACUGAUCCAAGCAGUGAUGAUAUAAAUAAAGUGAAUGAGUUGAAGAAGUUUCUGAGAAAGGAGAAGACAACUGUUUCCCAUGCUAGAGGAAUACUUGUUGGAUGUGCUGAGGCUGGAAAAACGACACUACUGAAGAGAUUAAGAGGGCAACAUCACAAUAUCAGCGAAAUUACAGAGUCCACGAGGGGACUUGAACUCCAUCAACAUCUCUUUAUUGUUAGAGAUGGAAUUCUGGAAGAGGCUGAUGAUGACUCACCAUUGAAGACAUUUAUCAGGAUAAACACUGCAGAUUUGAAACCAGACCCGGGCAGUGCAACUGACAUCUCCGAUACAAAUGAACAAGAAGACAAUUUGGAGCAAGGAAGUACUGAUAAAAACACUGAAGUAGUUUUAUAUAGCAGAGAAGAAAUGAAAGAAGAGAACGUUGUGAGGUCCAUUUCUCCAUCUGAAGGCAAAGAAGAACGGAAUACAGUUGAGACAAUGGCCAGUGUUCUCUCCUCAGAAACACAAGAAAUGGUGAAGGAUGAAAUUUUUCAGAAAAUCCUGUCUGAAAAAGAAAAAUUCCCGACCGUUAGCUUGCUGGAUUUUGCUGGCCAGUUAGCAUAUUAUGCAUGUCACCAAAUUUACGUAACACCAAAGGCCUUCUUCAUCCUUGUACUGGACAUGACUAAGGAGUUUGAAGAUGUUAUUGAUAAAGAGAAAGAUAAUCAAGAAGGAUCAAUCUUUUCCAUUUGGACUUACAGAGACUACCUGAAGUUUUGGAUUACCUCAAUCAAGACAUUUGGAGGCAAAAAAGCACCACUGUUUCUUGUUGCCACACACACGGAGAAAAAAUCUACAGAUGUAAGUAUUCAGGCUAAUUGAAAUGUGAAUCACAAAAAAUAACUGAUACCAACCUAUUUGAUAAUGCACAAUUACAGUUAAAAUUCAGAAAUACAAAAGAACCAAUAAUUAAUUGACAGUUAAUCGUAUUACACAAUCAUGUAUUUUGUAUUACAUCCAGAGUGUCAUAUAA
Saccostrea cuccullata (small rock oyster) is the source of this 2477-nucleotide messenger RNA. RefSeq lists its product as uncharacterized. Gene Ontology annotation, molecular function: translation repressor activity; ubiquitin protein ligase activity. The record is from RefSeq and is a predicted model, not a curated record. Bases 626 to 2326 code for a protein of 566 amino acids. Gene Ontology annotation, biological process: protein polyubiquitination; proteasome-mediated ubiquitin-dependent protein catabolic process; negative regulation of translation. Lineage: Eukaryota; Metazoa; Mollusca; Bivalvia; Ostreida; Ostreidae. The transcript is spliced from 11 exons.